Lycium barbarum (goji berry) is the source of this 1576-nucleotide messenger RNA. RefSeq lists its product as uncharacterized. The coding region runs from base 1 to 1392 and encodes 463 amino acids. The record is from RefSeq and is a predicted model, not a curated record. The transcript has 2 exons. Lineage: Eukaryota; Viridiplantae; Streptophyta; Magnoliopsida; Solanales; Solanaceae.
AUGAUAAAAGUCAACUUAUUCUUCCAUCAUGGUGGUGAUUGGAUUCGAGAACCACAUGUAUUGUAUGAAAAGAAAUGGGUUCACUAUUGGAGAGAGUAUGAUCUUGAUCUCUUAUCUUAUAUUGACAUUGUAAAUGAGUACACUUUCCAGUUAGGAUUUGUAGGUGUCCAACAAUUAAUUGUUGCUAGACCAUCUGAAAAGUACUUUGAAUUAGAAGGUGACGAAGGUAUUAGGAAAUUAUUAUCAUUUGUCUCCGAAGAAUACCAUGUCAUUCAUUUCUUUGCUACUGAUGAAUGUGAAAUAGUUGUGCAUGUUCCAAAUAUUCUACAAAGUGAUAAAUCAUUUUUCUUAGUACCUAAUUUUGUUAAUGAAGCUGGGACAGAUGCUCAUGUUCCAAAUGUUCUACAAAAUGAUGACUCACUUUUCUUAGUACCUAAUUUUGUUACUGAAGUUGGGACAGAUUGUAGUGACACUGAGGAUGAUAAUGGUAUGGCAUUUGAUUGUCCAGAAUAUGAUAGUGAGGAAUUAGAGAGACUUGCUACCCACAAGAGAAGGGCUAUCACUGAAAAUUUGAAUGAUUUUAGGGAGUUAGUUAAGGGUAUGACCUUCAAGGACAUACCAGAAGCAAGGAAUUUUUGUAGACUUUACGCACUAGCAAACAAGAAAGAGUUAGUCGUUGGAAAAAGUGAUACGCAUAGGGUUAGAUAUUCAUGUGAUGCUGUAGGAUGCCCAUUUAUAUGCCACAUAUCUGAUGAUGAUACUAGUGUUGGGGUGACUGUUAAGACUUUAAUUCCUCAUAGUAAUUGUGGUGUAGUGUAUGAUAACCCACUGAUCAACUCUAGUAUCAUAGCUCAAUAUUUCAAGGGAAAGUUACAAGAUGACCCAAAAUACAAGAUAAAAGAUAUGAGGGCUGACUUACAUAGAGUUUUUGAUUUAAAUGUAAGUGAAGGAAAAUGUAAAAGAGCCAAAAGAGAGGUCCUGGAAACUCUGGAAGGUAGUUUUACAGAUAAUUACAAAAAACUGGAGGCCUAUGCAAAUGAAUUGAGAGAAUCAAAUCCAGGAAGUGAUGUUGUGAUUAAUUUGUCCAAGGAGGCACUAGCUCAAGGUAAAAGGAAAUUUCUAAGAAUGUAUAUUUGUUUCAAGGCAUUGAAAAUGGGUUUUAAGGAAGGGUUAAGACCAUUUAUUGGGUUAGAUGGUACAUUCCUUAAAGGAAAAGCCAAGGGUCAAGUACUGGUUGCUAUUGGUCAAGAUAGUAUGAACCAAUUUUACCCUCUAGCAUGGGCAGUGGUUGAUAAAGAGACCAAGAGGACUUGGAGCUGGUUCUUACAGCAGUUGCAACACUCACUUGAACUCCAUAAUGGCAAAGGAAUAACCUUCAUAUCAGACAUGUAGAAGGGACUGCUUGAUGCAGUAAAGAAUGUACUGCCUGAAGCACAUCGGAGAUUUUGUGUAAAGCACAUUGAGGCAAAUUAGUGCAAAAGGUGGAGUAAAGGUGAGUUGAAGAAGCUUCUGUGGUGGGGUGCAUGGUCCUCCUAUGCUGAGGAAUUUGGAGACCAACUUGAACGGAUGAAGCAGU